ACAGCAGCCGCAGGGCGCUGCGAAGAGAGGCGCGCUUGCCAGGGGCGGGGCUGCGUCGGGGGCGGAGCCAGGAUGGGCCCGCCUCUCCGAAUCCCGGACCGGCGAGUUCCGGGCCGCGGCCUGUCUUACCCUACUCGGUACUACAGUUCGGACCGCCCAGGGGCGCGCUGCCGGAAGCUGCCGGCCGGCGGGUGGCGUGAAAAGCUAUGGCUACCGCUGCGAUGCUGUGUGCUGCGCGAGCUCUGCGGCCGCGGAGCUGGAUCCCUGGAAUCUGCCAGAUACAGACCAGACACACCCACCAAAGAGCUUCCUUGCUGUCCUUCUGGGAACUCAUCCCCAUGAGAGCAGAACCACUACGGAAGAAGAAGAAGGUAGACCCUAAAAAGGACCAAGCAGCAAAGGAUCGCUUGAAAAGGAGGAUUCGAAAACUGGAAAAAGCCACCCAAGAACUAAUUCCCAUUGAAGAUUUUAUCACCCCUGUGAGAUUCUUGGAUAAAUCAAGACAGCGACUUCAGGAGAAGCAUUCUUCCGAGGAGAGUGAGCAGAGAGCUCUCCUGCUGAAGAGGUGGGCACUGUACAAGAAGCAGGAGCAUGAGGCAGAGAGGGAUACCAUCCGAGCCAUGCUGGAAGCCCAGCAGGAAGCACUUCAGGAACUGAAGCUUGAGUCUCCAGAGCUCUAUGCCGAGGCCAUGAAGCGGGACUGCAGCCUAUUUCCCUUUGAGAAAGAAGGGCCACAUCACACACCACCAAUCUCUAACUACCAGGCCCCUGAAGGCAGGUACAAUGACAUCACCAAGGUGUACACACAAAUAGAAUUCAAAAAAUAAAACUGAAAACUGCUAUCUUCAGAAGAUGCUGGCCCCGGGAGUCAGAGUGACCAAGCUGAAGUCUAUUUUCCACAGAUGAUACAGCCUGAUACCAAAUAAAAUGUAAUCAAAGGCA
This is a messenger RNA of Chionomys nivalis (European snow vole), 942 nucleotides long. RefSeq names its product mitochondrial ribosomal protein L40 (gene Mrpl40). Gene Ontology annotation, cellular component: mitochondrial ribosome; mitochondrial large ribosomal subunit. Lineage: Eukaryota; Metazoa; Chordata; Mammalia; Rodentia; Cricetidae. The coding region runs from base 207 to 827 and encodes 206 amino acids. The record is from RefSeq and is a predicted model, not a curated record. The transcript has 4 exons.